GGGAGAAGGAGACAUGUAAUGCACUCUAUAAAUAUCGAAAACGUCUGUUUAAUUUUCUUUCUCUUACAAUUGUCUAUUCACAAACCCUAGAGAUCCAUUCUUCGAAAGCCUGAGAUCAAAAUCCAAAUUCUUUUUUCCUCUUCUUAUAAUUUUCCCUUUAUCCAUCAAGAAAUUAUGUGUCCCUUGAGAUUUGUAUUAGUGUUCUUCUCGGCGGUACUCGCAGGAUAUAUCGCGUGGAGGACGGUGAAUUCUACGCCGGAACUAUUCUCAGACGAGUUAUUACAAGCCGAAGCCAAGGAAAAACAAGGACUCGAUUUCAAGAGAAAGAUGGAUAAUGGGUUAUGGACGUUCGUUGAUAUGGCUAGCGGAAGAUACCUUUGGAGAAAUCUCAAGGAGAUGCGUCAGAGAAGUCAAUGACCGAUAUAAACAAAGUUUCGCCUGUUUGGCUUCUGAUAUGUAGAAAGUUGAGAACAAGAAAAAUUGUUUCUUCGUUUUCGUAAAUCUUGUCCGAAUUCAUCUGAAUUUGGUAGUUUCAUUCAUUCUUUAAUUUGGUAUUCAUGUACUUGAAUUUCAUCGUUCGUAUAAAUAAAGAAACCUUAUUCUUCCCGCC
Molecule: messenger RNA, 610 nt
Organism: Arabidopsis thaliana (thale cress)
Lineage: Eukaryota; Viridiplantae; Streptophyta; Magnoliopsida; Brassicales; Brassicaceae
Product: methyltransferase-like protein
Exons: 1
Coding region: 175-417 (80 amino acids)
Source: RefSeq, marked reviewed